Molecule: messenger RNA, 6151 nt
Organism: Chiloscyllium plagiosum (whitespotted bambooshark)
Lineage: Eukaryota; Metazoa; Chordata; Chondrichthyes; Orectolobiformes; Hemiscylliidae
Gene: kif6
Product: kinesin family member 6
Biological process (GO): microtubule-based movement
Molecular function (GO): microtubule binding; microtubule motor activity; ATP binding
Source: RefSeq, a predicted model, not a curated record
ACCCGGUGCUGGUUGUUAGGGAAACGGGGCCUGGCUUUGUGGUUGCUGAGGGGCAGCUGGUCAGGCCGUCCCCGUCCCGCCCCAACCACACCCGACAGGCAUGGUCAUGGUCAAGCAGACUAUUCAGAUCUACGCCCGACUCCGGCCCACCAAGAAGCCGGCUGCGCUUUAUUCUUUAGCUGAAGAUAGUGGAAAUCCAGUGUUGGAGUUUGUCAUUCCACAUGAUGCAGCUGAUGGAUUUAUAAAUAACAAACGUGAAAGCUUUAAAUUUAAAUUCCAGCAAAUUUUUGAUCAAGGAGCAAAACAAGAGGAAAUUUUUGAAAAUAUUGCCAAACCUGUUGCUGAAAAUGUCCUUGCAGGCUACAAUGGCACGAUUUUUGCUUAUGGGCAGACAGGCAGCGGAAAGACAUUCACUGUCACAGGAGGAGCAGAGCGAUACAGUGACAGGGGCAUCAUUCCCAGGACACUCUCAUACAUCUUUGGGGAGUUUCAGAAGGACAGCAAUAAAGUCUACACAACUCACAUUUCCUACUUAGAAAUCUACAAUGAAUGUGGUUAUGAUCUUCUUGAUCCACACCAUGAUGCCUCCAAACUUGAAGACUUGCCCAAAGUGACUAUCAUGGAAGAUACUGACCAACACAUUCACCUUCGGAAUCUCUCCCUUCAUCAAGCAAACAAUGAGGAAGAAUCUCUCAACCUGCUUUUCCUUGGAGAUACUAACCGAAUGAUUGCAGAGACACCCAUGAACCAGGCCUCAACUCGAUCCCAUUGCAUUUUUACCAUUCAUGUUUCUAGUCGAGAGCCAGGCUCUGCAACUAUUCGUCGGUCCAAGUUGCACCUGGUGGACUUGGCUGGCUCAGAACGUGUCACAAAGACUGGAGUUGGAGGACAGCUAUUGACAGAGGCUAAGUACAUCAACCUGUCACUUACAUACCUGGAACAGGUUAUUAUCGCACUUGCAGAAAAAAACCGUACGCACAUCCCUUAUCGAAAUUCAAUGAUGACAUCUGUUCUGAGGGACAGCCUGGGAGGAAACUGUAUGACGACAAUGGUUGCAACAUUAUCUGUGGAUAAGAGGAACUUAGAGGAAUCUAUUUCAACAUGCAGGUUUGCACAAAGAGUUGCACUUAUCAAGAAUGAAGCUACUCUGAAUGAAGAAAUUGACCCAAGACUGAUGAUUCUUCGUUUAAAGAAGGAAAUCCAGCAGCUAAAAGAGGAGCUGGCCAUGGUCACCGGAGAGACAAGGGCUGACAACCUCUCACAGGAAGAAACACAGAAGUUGGAGGAACAGCUCAAUAUUUUUCUAGAAGAUACUGACCCUGAGGCCUCACUUGAUGUUGGAGCUGACAUGAGGAAGAUUCAGCACUGUUUCCAGCGAUUGAAGUGUUUAGUGAGGGACCUGAAACAGUGUAGACCAGAUGGUCGGAUAGAAAAUGGACCCUUGUCCCCAGAUCCAAAUGGAGAUGAUAUCAUUAACACAGAGAUGAAAUUACGAGAAAUUUUGCAGCAACGAGAUAAUGAAAUAAAUAUUCUUGUGAAUAUGCUAAAGAAAGAGAAGAAGCGAGCACAAGAUGCUAUCAAUCAAAUAAAUUCAGUGAAAUGUGGGAAAGUAACUCCCUCUAGUGCCCAAUCUUCAAAAGAAUUAAACUCAAGUCAUGGAUCAAGACAGCUUUCUGAAUCAGGAUUUUCUAGUAACAUAAGCACCUCGGGGUCUGAGUCUACCUUCAGUUGCAGGACAAUGGCAGGGAAAAUGUCACUUGGACGUCAGGAGGCUUUUGAGAUCUUCAGAAGAGACUGUGCUGACAGCGUAACCAUUGAAGACAACAAACAACUUCUGAAGCUGAGAUUCACCGAAGCAAAGGCACUUGGAGAAAAAGUGAACCAGUCCAGGAAUAAGAUUAAUCAACUGAAAGGUCAUCUAGAACAGAGGAGAAUGCAAAGGGCUGCCUCCAGUGUGACCAGCGAGCCAGCAGAUGUCACUGAACCAGAUCACUUAGAAAAUGAACUUCGAGAGAAAAUAGAGGAAGAAAAAAAGAGUUAUAAAAUGACUUUCAAUCGGCUGAAAGCACUGAAGACAGAGAUCGAGCAUUUACAGCAUCUCUUAGAAAAGUCCAAGAUGAUGAUGCAAAAGGAUUUUGAGGUCUGGUGGUCUGAAGAGGCAAUGAGACUUCAGGGACAACCAUCUGAGGCCACCUGUCAGAAUACCUGUAAGACACAUUCUGUGACUCCAACAGCUUCCCAGGGGAGCCUGCACAGCAGUAGCGGCAUUGAAGCAAAUAGUGGCUAUGUGAGUACAGACUUCGCAACUCAAAACAAUGUCAAGACCUGCAAAUUUCCGUCACCUGACCUCAGCCUGCCUUCAAAUCUUGGCUCGUCCAUUCCCCUGACUGGUGAUGAUCAGACUGACGCCGAUAUUCUCGCAUUCGUUCGAGCAAGACAAAAUCUCAUGCAGAAGAAAGGUCUGGGAAAUAAGUAACUCCCUGAGGAAUUGGAGGUUAUGUGUUCAACAGUACUGGAAGGCUCCAGGAUGCUGCAUUCACACCUUCAGAAUCAGGGAAAGAGCAUGGAAAAUUUAAACUGUUAUUGAAUGCAUUUGAAAAAGGAAUGGGCUAUGAUUAUUUACUGGAAAACCUCUGCUUAUGAUUUAUAAUAGACAGUGCACCAUCACACCUUUUUAAUAAUCAAAGAAUCACAGAGACGUACUACAGGACUGACUAUCUACAUAAAUCUCCUUUGUCUAUGCUUCUUCCUACAACUUGGAGACUUUGGAAAUCCAAGUGCCUUUUCAGACUUGAUAGCACCCUGUUUUGUAGAUUGUUGGUUCCCAGUUUCAUCAUCCUUUUCCUUAUCUGUGCCUUUUGAAGAAAGUGAGCACUGAUGUUUGAUACAGCGGCCCAUUUGGUUGUAGUACCGCAGCAGCUCAGUGACAGUGAUUGAAUGCCCCACUAUAGUAAGUGUUGCAAUUGAAUAAAGGGCUAAAAGUACAAGGUGGUCAUUAAAAAAUUCCAAGUUCAGGAGAAAUAUGUUUGCCCACUGAAUGGUUAGAAUGUAGAACUUACUACUACAUGGAAUAGUUUAGGUGACUGGGCAGAUGUACUAAAAAGAAGAUCUCAGAUAUGUAGAUGAGACAGCAUUAAGGAUAUGAAGAUAACGAGAUGAUGUAGGCUGAUAAGAGAGUCAUUUUGGGCAUAAGAACCAACAUCAGCCAGUAUUAUGUUUCUGUGCUGAGCAGUCUCUGAAAUUUUAUAAAUUUGGCACAUGCAAUAUUUUGUUGACUGUUACAUGAAAUGUUCAGUUUUGUAAUAAAAACAACCGGUUCACUAAUUCGCUUCAAGGCAGCCAUCCUGCAACUCCCUCCAUCUGGCCCACAUGAGACUUGAGGUUCUCACCCUAAUGCUCUCAGGGAAACCAGGGUGACCAGUUAAAAAUGAUACCAGUCACCCAAAUUCCCAGAAGUAAAUAAGAAACAUGCCAAGCUGCAUUGAGCUUACCAGUUAUCUGGUGUAUGAUACAGACCAAGUUUGAACCACAAAUAGUCGUUUACUCUCAGUCAAGUUAUCUCUGUUUAGCAGAGUGUCCACACUUGUCAGAAAGUGAUUAAUAGAAUUGAGGUCAAAUAUGAUAUUUGUCCAAACGCUGCUGAAUAAUGAAAACUCACAGCUUAAUAAUUGAUGGGAUACAAGCUACAACUGAGGUCAGAAGAACCAUACUUCAUGAUUUAACAGUGUUAAGAAAACUAGCAAAAUAAUUAGUUCAAGCUGAAGUAUUAUGGUCUACUAAAUUGAGAUUGUUGAUUCUCUGUGUCUAUCACAAAUUACCCAGAUUGUAUCUUAAGCAAAUUACAUUUUAGCUCACAUGCAUUUUUCUUUUCUCCCUACCAUACUCAUCCCCAAUGGAACAGCUUCUUUCCCUCCAAUACUAGUGCUGGGACCUUGAGGCUCUCGUUUCCCUUCCCCUCAGCCGCUGUAAGUUGACUGGAAAGCUCAUGUUUGCCAAGACUAAGGGGUAGCUAUUCUCUUUGACAACCACUUCUGACAACCCCGUGUUACUGGCAAAAUUUUUGCACCUGCUGAUAUUCUACACCUCCAGCCUGUGGUUCUCUUAGAACCAUCUCCGUCUCUCUAUCGUGUCCAUUCCUGAACAUUUCAUGGCUUUAACACAGCUUAGGGUACACCCUAUUCUCUCACUAUAAACUUUACAUUUUUGACAUCAAGAUUGACGCUGCAUUACUAAAUUCCUCACCCUCCAUGGUCUUUGCUUUCUUUUACAGACUUCAAAUUUUAAAAAUCUAAUCUUGAUAUAUUUUACUAAUUACACUUUCCACUCACCGCAUCACAUCUUAGUUUCCCAUAUCUUUUAAACCUGAUCCAUCUUGUAUGUUAGCCUGAUGUCAGUUACUCUCACUGUUUGUGUUAAAAAUUUUCCACCAAAAGAAUGGAAAUAAUGAAAAAACUAGCAAGAUUAAUGAACGCUUAAUAUUGUAGCUAGCCUUUAAGAGUUUUGACCGGUUUGUGAAACAGAGUUUAUAUGUCAUUUACUUACUUACAGGAAUCAUUUUCUUGCCUUUGAGUAUGAAGACUUUGGGUUUUAUCCUCACUAAGGAAUAAGCACAAAGUCUCAAAUGAUACUUCAGUACAAAACUGAAGUAAUACAGAUCCCUUGCUGGUGUUAAAGUCUCCAUGAUUUAGAGACUCUAAUUUCAUUUAUUUGCAAUGUGGAAGCUUUAUGGCACCAAACAAAACUUACAAUAGAACUUGCCAAAUCACACUCAUGAAGAUGUAUUGGAGUUGCCACUUACAUAUGGAUCACUGAGAUUAGGUCACAAUCACAGAGGAUUGUGGUGGCCCAGGACAUCAGGUGAAGCCCAGUAUGCACCUUAGAGCUCACAACAAUAAUUCAAGACUUACUUUCCUGGACCUCUGCUCCUCCAGCACCUGUGGAACUGUGCAAGUUCCAACUAGUUUUUCCCCAAAAUGGUAGACAAAGUUCAAUUUAUACAUUGCACUCUCAACUUUCCAUUUUGACCAUAGACUUGGUGGCACCAUGGGUGCUAUUUUGUUUCUUCCCUGUUCUAAAUCAAGCCUCUUGCAGGGCCCCUCUGGCUGGAGCAUCCAGCCUCGCCCACCCAGCUCUUUCAUGUCCUGGAUAAAACCUGUGUUCUAUGGUAGAUAACAGUGGAGAUCUUUACACCAAAUAUGAUGAGAGGUAUGUGAUAUAAAUAUAACUUUGUUUUUUGGAGAUUGGGUUUCAUACUAAUGGCAUGUAUGUAUUGGUCUAUUUUUGAAAAAAGAGUUUAAAAUUCAUUAGGUGAGUCUUUCCAGAACCACAAUCUUUAAACUGGUAUGACGAGAGAAUAGAUGACUGCAAGGCCUCUAAGAAUGUUAGUGGACUUUUUUUUUAAUCCUGUGGGGGUUCAUGACAAAAGAGAGAAAACAUGAAGACAUUAGUGAGAGCAGAAUUAAGGAUGAGCAAGUCUUCUUAAUUUAGUUCAAACGUUUUUCAGUGCAAUUUGAGAGAGAACUGACAAUUAAAUAUUGAAAAAGAUAUUGUUCCUGACAGUGAAGAGAGUAAGUUACAUCAGUGAAAGAGUUUAGCUCAUGAAGCAUUGCAGACCAGAAGUUUUUAGUUAAAAACCUGUAGAUUAUGCUCUCAGAGACGAAUUCGAGGAAGAAGACUUGACACAUUGUAGGUCAGGGACUAAGAGAAAGUAGUUAUUUCAAACUUACAGAUUGGACAGACAAUUUCUCUGGAAUUUGAUUAAAUGUAAAGUGAUGUUGUUGAGGAGAAAAUUGAAUUUUGUUUUGCUGUGCUUUUUGAUGAUUCUUUAACCUUGGUUAUUUUAGUCAGUUUGUUUUUGAUUAUUUUAUGUUUUUUUUUUAUGUAAUAUACUUCUGUUUUAUUGUUUAAAACUAAGUCUGCAGCCUGGUACCAUUUUCAGUCUCUAACACCAGCAUGCAUUGAUACAAAUUUUACCAGAAUGCGGUACGUGAGAAGCAUAUAGCUAUUUACUAUUAUUUUGAGUUUAAAAAUAAAAAUCACAUAUAUAUUUUUAUUUUUAUUAGUAACCUUGCAAAAGCAGUUGCUUGAUAUAACAUUUGUAUUAGAUAACAAUAUGACGCUACUAUUGAUCAUCUGCUCACAAUAAAGUUGU